UUUUGUAUCUGUUAGUUAUUACCUGAAAUUGAAAUCGUCACUUGUUGUCCGUGUUGUCGAUCGUUUGUUGUGUUCUUCGUUCGAUCUUUUUUAUUUUGAAAUUUCUGUUUCAUUUAGUCUCUCUUUUUAGUGAAAUGAACGAUUGCAGUCAAUGUUUGUUUUAAUUGUUUUUUUUUACAUUUAUAUACUUUUAUAAUUUGUUUAAAUUUUAUUUAGUUUAUUUUUCCAUUGUACUUUAAAGUCACGGUUUAAAGCAUAAAAUUCGAAAAAUAAACUUUGACGGACCAAACACGGUGAAAAAUAUUUGCAAGCCAUAACAACGCUUACAAAAAAUUGAGCCUACUUGUACUUUAGUUUCAAAUUAACGGAGAAAUAAAAAAAGUACUUAGAAAGUUAAAUAAAGCGUUAGAGAUAAAUAAUUAUAAAAUAUAUUAAGCAAAUAAACAGAUUUGAAAAAAAUAAAACAUUAUCAUAUAACAACAAAUGAAUGCGAAAAAAAUUAAAUUAGAAAAAAAAAACAUUAAAACUACAAUAAAAUUUAACUAGAAAAUUAACAACAGCAAACGGAAGUGAAAGAAAAAAUUAAAUAAAACAAAACAAUAAAAAAGAGAAAAUAAUAAAUUCUAAAUUACAAAACUAUAAUGAAAAAUCGUAAUCUACUGGAUGGUUCGAUGGCGUCAAGUAAUUGUGCAGCAGCAGCAGCAACAAUGUGUUUAGCAAAUAAUGCAAAUAAUUGCAGUAACAAUAAUAAUAGCAAUAUAAAAACCAAUGUUACAACAUUAGGCCACCCACACAGUCAUAAUAACAAUAACAUAAUGGCUUACAACGGAAACGGAAAUGCUAACGAAUUCAACAGCAACAAUAAUAUGACAACCAACUCUAUGUGCAAUAAUAUUACUAGCAACAAUAAUAAUAACAACAACAGCCUUACAAACAACACUACCUUAACAACAGCCGCCUGUACAGAGUUGGGAAGUUCAGCAUCAGCAGCAGCAACUGCAGCAACAACAGUUUUAUCCUUAAAUUCUAUAAAUUCAUUUAUGCCAACAGAAAAGCUAACAACAGCAACAAAAACAACAUCUGCUAUGGCACCUACAAUUGUAUCGUCAAUUACCACAAUGCAAACAACAAACAAAUCAACAACCACACCCACCUCACCGCCUAUAAGUUUGACCACAAAUGGCCAUCAUCAACAUUCUCAAAAUCAUCAACAGCAGUAUCAUCAUAAUCAUCAUCACCAGCAUAAUCAGCAGCAACAACAUCAACAACAACAGCAUCAGCACCAACAGCAACAACAACAACUUUAUCCUUCGAUAACACCGACAUAUUGGCAACCUGCACCAAAUCCAGCCCCAUAUUUAGUUCCAGAGCGUAAACUUUUCGUUGGCAUGUUAAAUAAGAAGUAUAAUGAAGCUGAUGUCCGACAAUUGUUUGCCGGUCAUGGCACCAUUGAGGAGUGCACGGUUUUGAGGGAUCAAAAUGGUCAAAGUAAAGGUUGUGCUUUCGUAACAUUCGAUACUAAACAACAUGCCAUCGGUGCCAUUAAAGCCCUGCACCACAGUCAAACUAUGGAGGGUUGUUCGGCACCACUCGUUGUUAAAUUUGCCGAUACGCAAAAGGAAAAGGAUCAAAAGAAAUUGCAACAAUUACAGGUGGGUAUCUGUGGCAUUACAACGCUUACAACACCACCAGCCCAGACAACAGUCAUUGGAGCUUUAGCAGCACCUCCCACAGCGGCCAACGCCUUAAGUCCUACCAAUGCCCUAGUGCCAACACCUGUGGCCGCCACAACACGUACAAAUCCCACCAUGGCUGCCCUGCAUGCCGCCAUCGCUGCCCCACCACCAACUCUACCGACCGCAACGGGUGCUACAGCUGGCAUAAUACCCACAUCGGCUGCUAGUCUAUCGGCUGUAACACCAACAAUGUUGGUAACCGCUGCCAGUACGACACAUCAGCAAACUUCACCUUAUUUAACCACAGCCGAUGGCAUGUUAUCCAAUUCGGCAGCAGCAGUUGCCGCAACCCAAAUGCAAAUAUUCCAACAACUACAAGCUUUUGGCUUACAACCGGCACAUUAUCUACAAGGACUAAAUUUCCCACCGGAUCAUAGUACCACAGCUGCUUCAUUAUCGGCCUCGGCAGUCGCCGCUGCCACCAACAACCCUACUCCUGGCAACGGACUAUUGGCCACCCCAAUUUCCAUGCAAAAUCUGGUUACCUUAGCCUCUUUGAAUCCCGGCACAGUACAGUCCGCUCAUGUUACUCAAGGUACUUCUAGCCAGCAUCAUGGAGUGCCCACUUCUCAGGCUCUUACAUUCAAUGCGGCCCAGGUUCAUCAGCAACAGCAGGUACAUCAUCAUCAUCAGCAGCAACAACAGCAUCAAGCUCAUAUGGCUCAACUAACCGCUGCUCAUCAAAUGUCUAUGGCCGCCGCUACACCCCCCUCAUUAGCUGCACAUUUUGCUGCUGCUGGUCCCACUGGUCAUCAUCACGCUUUAUGGACUGGCGCUGAGGCUCUUACAUCACCAUACGCUCCAACACUUAAUCCAUUGACCAAUGGUGCUUAUGCUGCUGCAGCAACAGCACCCCUAACGGCAUCAGCACUACAGGCAGCCGCCGCAGGAGUAGCUGGCAAACAAAUUGAAGGACCCGAAGGCAGUAAUUUAUUUAUUUACCAUCUACCUCAGGAAUUCACCGAUACUGAUCUCGCUUCAACAUUUCUACCUUUUGGUAAUGUUUUAUCUGCCAAAGUAUUUAUCGAUAAACAAACAAAUCUGUCCAAAUGUUUCGGUUUCGUAUCCUACGAUAAUCCGCUAUCAGCCUCCGCUGCCAUACAAGCCAUGCAUGGCUUUCAAAUCGGCACAAAACGUUUAAAGGUGCAAUUGAAACGUUCUAAAGAUGCGGCCAAGCCUUAUUAGUUUAUAAAAGAACUAACUAUGUACUAACAAGGAAAAUUUAUUGAAAAAAAUAUUUUAAAUAUUUAAGUAUUUGAAAAUGAAAAAGAAGUAAUUUGAGUGCCUUUAGCCCUUAAUAAAAAGAUAACAUUUACAACCAAAGGACCAAUUUUGUUUUUAACAAAAAUUUAAUUAAAUAAAACAAAUAUUUUUAAUAAAUUUAAUUUUAUGAAAAAUUAAAAAUUAUAAUAACAUCCCUUUUUAUUAAACACAUUUUAAAAAGUAGUAGUAAAACCAAAGAAUGUAAACCAUUUUUAGCAAAAAAAUUAAAAAAAACAAGAAGAAAAAUAAUGAAAAACAACAAUAAAUAUUAAUUAAAUAAAUUAAACAAUAA
Messenger RNA from Lucilia cuprina (Australian sheep blowfly), 3291 nucleotides. RefSeq names its product CUGBP Elav-like family member 1. Lineage: Eukaryota; Metazoa; Arthropoda; Insecta; Diptera; Calliphoridae. Gene Ontology annotation, molecular function: mRNA 3'-UTR binding. The transcript has 7 exons. Gene Ontology annotation, biological process: mRNA splice site recognition; regulation of alternative mRNA splicing, via spliceosome. The record is from RefSeq and is a predicted model, not a curated record. The coding region runs from base 642 to 2921 and encodes 759 amino acids. Gene Ontology annotation, cellular component: cytoplasm; nucleus; ribonucleoprotein complex.